AUUAUGAAUUAUCAACAAUACUCAUAACUUACCCGAAGACCUGGUUUUAACAAGUGUAAAGACCAUACAUCUAUAGAUUCCGAAUCCCAUAUCCUAUAUCAUUAUCUCUUCCUAUUUUCAGAGCCCUAUUAUAACUACAAAGCUCGUUAACGAACCGGUUCCCAUACCGCGGACCAAUAUAUACAAUAACAAUAAAAAGGGCGAGACAAGUAAAGAUGACCACCCUGGAUUGGGAUAUCAUCCCAUACGAUGUGAUGGUGAUCAUCUGCGAACUUCUUUAUAACACUCACCUUUCGAGCCUGGCCAAGUUCGCAAGGUCUAAUAAGGCCUGCUAUGCCGCAGCGACCACAUUCUUGUUCCGCACCAUCAAGGUCUUCGUUCAUGACCAGAGGCAUCUACAACAAGACGUACAAGAUUAUCUCCGAAGGCUAGACCGUGACAAUGCCUUCAGGCAUGUCCGGCGUUUGUUAAUAUACGGGCCAGGCUUAACCCACAUUAAACAAAUCAGACGAAUUGAUCACUAUGACUCUAACAAAGAGUAUUCCAUGUCACCCCAAAUACGCGAGGAUGACGAUUCGGACAACCGAUUUACCAACAAUCUAGUGCAUAAGGCCAAGACUCUUCCGUUUCCCGCCGCCCUGAUACAUAAGACUGAUCAACGCUGGCAUCCGAUGGCCGACUUAAUCCGACGACUACCUUCAUUAGAAGACCUUGUAUAUCGCGGUCCAAAUCAGUUUCCGCCCUGUCUCCUCCAAGUUCUGCAUGAACACCGACCCACAUGUCGCCUCCAUAUUGACCAUUUCGGUAUACGCAGCCUGCUUCAGCAACCACCUACUUUGGAUCCCUAUGAGUUAAUGCUCGCUACGUCGCCAUGCCUUUACAGCAUUAACUUAGAAGUACAAGAUCCGUCGGCAUAUCAUGGUGAGGGUUUUAUGCCGGUUGAUCAAGUUGGCAUAGUCUUACGCCUAGUGGCGGGACUGGCUCCUAACCUAAAGGAAGCACACCUUUUUUGUGGUUCGAACCGCGGAUGGGACCCGAAUCAGGAACACUCCUCCUUCCACCCACCAUGGGAACAUCUGUUGAAGGAUAAAGCAGACCGACCGCAGGGAAAGGGUUCGCUAUCAUACCUGCAGCUAUGGGGUUCAGGCGACGAAAGACUUGUAACGGCACGCAUCCUACACGAUUGGAGUACACAUACUGACUUCACCUCGUUACGGACCCUCAGGAUAAACAACAUAAUCAGCGAAGAUGCAAUGGAGGCCUUAGAACACACACACAAGUUCCCAUUCAUUAAAACAUUGUCCCUAACUCUCCAAAUGCCGAGUGCAGACCCUGAUAUGCGACGAUAUUGUCGACAAGCAAGCGUGUUUGUUGGCAACUUGCGGGGACUAGAAACCCUCGAGAUUAGAGGAUAUGUACAUGCUAUACCUUUGGUUAGAAUAUUAGGCCAUAAGUUACGGACACUCCGUUUAUGGCCUUUUAGUGGCGAACACCUCGUGCCGCAAGACAUUACCAACAUUCGAGAGCAAUGCCCCUUUCUCACAAAUUUAACCUUGACCAUGCACCGCUCCAUGGGUGAUGCGGAUGAAAUGGCUAUGUACAGAGAGCUAGGUACUCUACCAAAGGUAGAGCAUCUGUCCUUAGAGAUGGAUACUUUACGUCGGCAUCCUAUUGGUACAAGCUGGGGCGGGCGCCGCUUGCCGGCGGAUCCCUCUUUUGACGAUUUUGACAAGGCAAGGAGUCACAUCUCUCCUUAUUUACAGGGCCACAUUCGAGAAGCUGUAAUAAACAGUGCGAUGGAUGGAGCUCUUGCUCGUGCCAUUUUCGAAACUAUCUCUGGAGCGAAGGGCGAUUCGACUCUGCAAAAAUUAGAGAUCCGUUUCGUGAAUCCUGAAAGAUAUCCUGGCAUGAGUGUCGUAAAUAUGGGGGAAUAUUCGAUCGCGCUCGGCCGCCCGUGGCAGGUUAAGCGUAGCCUGCGAAACGAUUCACAACACAUUUUGAUUACCCAAGAACUUGACGUAUGGCACAGAGAACGAAUAGAGCAUAAGGCUAGCAAAUCCUUCGUGCUCGAUCGCGAUACAACCAAGUUGAAGCCAAUUUUCCGGCGCAUAUGGCCAGAGAAGUGGAAAGGUAGCCCCUGGCGCGAGGAUUGGCACAGUUUCCCGCUUUCGACGUCUGGUUUGCAAUAGGGGCAAUCUAUACUCACGGCAGUUGUACCACGCCUAUAAGCAAGAUAUAUACAUGACCAAGCACUAUCGCUAGGACACUCGCAGCUCCAACCUCUUAGUCAACCGAACCAACACAGCUACACGCCCAAACAAGUAUAUUUUUAACCCAUUGUUACCUAGGAGAUAUAUGGACAGCCAAGUUUAGUUCCGGUUAUAUCGGAAAGAAGGAAGAUAGGAGAGAUUAGGUAGUGGCAUGGCCCUGUCCUACCUCAAUUUACGAGAGGCUUGUCCACUUUGGUCCCACGCGGUUCACUUCAUCCUUUAUCCUGACAGGAGGCAGCGUCAGAAUAAUCGAACCCAGGCAAACAUACUAAUAAGCCAGUAGAUCGCACUAGCUCUACGGGUGCAAACAAUAACAUAUUAUCGUCGUAACUUGCCGAUUUCAAGAUAGGGGACAUGCAGAAGUCAGCAGAGGUAUCACAGCGGAUGAAUACACCACCAACGCCAAGGGUUUAAUUUGACAUUUGUGACGUGAUGACUGGGAACCAGAGGGAUUUGGUGCAUUACACUAUGUAAGCAACCUAUUGCAGUUCACGGUUCUAUUC
Messenger RNA from Hypoxylon trugodes, 2773 nucleotides. RefSeq lists its product as uncharacterized. The transcript has a single exon. The record is from RefSeq and is a predicted model, not a curated record. Lineage: Eukaryota; Fungi; Ascomycota; Sordariomycetes; Xylariales; Hypoxylaceae. The coding region runs from base 216 to 2189 and encodes 657 amino acids.